Messenger RNA from Culex pipiens pallens (northern house mosquito), 838 nucleotides. RefSeq names its product transmembrane protein 222. The record is from RefSeq and is a predicted model, not a curated record. Lineage: Eukaryota; Metazoa; Arthropoda; Insecta; Diptera; Culicidae. The transcript has a single exon. The coding region runs from base 120 to 668 and encodes 182 amino acids.
ACAUUACGUCAAACUCGGUGUCGAAAAGUUUGUUUACAUUCGGCUCCACUGGAGAAUACAAAUCGGAAAAUUCCUGCACAACAAAAACCCGUUCGAUCCCGGAACGAAAUCCCGCUAGGAUGGACCGGAGCAGACGGCUCUCGUGCGAGAGUUCCAACGAUCCGCCGACGGUGGCCGCUCCGAUCAACUUUGCCACCGACAAGUACCCGUUCUGCAUCGUGUGGACACCGAUCCCGGUGCUGACCUGGUUCUUUCCCUUCAUCGGCCACAUGGGCAUCGCCAUGUCCAACGGAGUGAUCCGGGACUUUGCCGGGCCGUACUUUGUGUCCGAAGACAACAUGGGCUUCGGCCGACCGACCCGGUACCUGCAGCUGGAGCCGGGCUUCGUGGACGGCGGCCUGGUCGAGUGGGACGAGUGCGUCUCGAAGGCGUCGGUGGUGUACGGAACGCGGAUGCAUAACCUGUUUUGCGACAACUGUCACUCCCAUGUGGGGAUGGCCCUCUCGUUGAUGAAGUACAAGCAGUACACAAACUGGAACAUGGUCGUGCUGGCGUUCUGGUUGUUCUUUGCCGGAAAGUACGUCGGGCUGAAGGGAUUCCUGAAAACCUGGACCCCGUUCGCGAUAGUAUUCAUCACCUGUACGCUGGUGGCGGUCUACCUGAAGUAAGGGCCGCCGGAGAACCGAACCACAUUGCAUAUUACAUAGUGGGUUGAUAUUUGCGGGAAAGGCGAUAGGAUUGACUUUAUGUGAGGCAUAACCAUAACUGUACUGUAUUUAUUUUAAACAUAUGUAUAACCUAAUCAAAACUUUUAAUAAAUGGAGUGUAGGAAAAUGCG